Leguminivora glycinivorella is the source of this 6499-nucleotide messenger RNA. It is a transcript of the gene aPKC, whose product is annotated as atypical protein kinase C. Gene Ontology annotation, biological process: protein phosphorylation; establishment or maintenance of cell polarity. Lineage: Eukaryota; Metazoa; Arthropoda; Insecta; Lepidoptera; Tortricidae. The transcript has 12 exons. The record is from RefSeq and is a predicted model, not a curated record. Gene Ontology annotation, molecular function: protein serine/threonine kinase activity; protein binding; ATP binding. Bases 113 to 2161 code for a protein of 682 amino acids.
CGCCACUCCGACACACUAAAACCCACUCCACGCUCUGUCACUCUAGGAUCAACGGUCUUCCGAGUGUUUAUAACUGUGAUUGUAUUAGUGCAGUGAACUAACCUAUAUAAAAAUGGCGUGGGGAUAUUGGUCGGCAUCGUCGGUGAUGCCCGAUCGCGGGCGCAGUCCGCGCCGCGCUGGGACUUCGGCGUCACACGCUCAUCCUAAUCCACCGACCGCUCGGGAAGUGUUAGAGACGCACGACGAGAGCAUUAUCCACACGGCAUCUACGUCGCGGGAUAGUCGCGAGCACUCCGCGUCGCCGCAUUCUUCGUCAAACGGCGGACACUCGCACCACCAACACGAGGUGCGACACGCGGUGCCGGCGAGCGCGCUGUUCGGGGAGAGCUACGAGAUGUCGCGGCGGCCAUCUUUGGAUCUCGGCUCGGUGCGGAGCGCGUUAGGCUCCUGCGGCGGCGGAGGCACGCUAAGCGCAGGAUCGACGUUAACGCGUGGCGGCACACUCGCCGACUACCUGCCGCCCGCGCCGUGCCCGCACCACCACCGCGUGUACGUGGACCACCACAAGCACUACGAGCAGCCGAUCCAGCCCGUGCACGUGGGAGUGGCGCACCACUCGCACUCGCACGCCUCCAGCCGCCACCACACCGACGACGAGGACGACCUAGAGCCGGCCUACGCUACAGUGUUCCCGAAUGUGCCGCCGGCGCCGGGCAUGUCAUGCGCGGGAGAAGACCGCAGCAUAUACAGGCGCGGCGCCCGGCGGUGGCGGAAGCUCUACCGCGUCAACGGGCACAUCUUCCAGGCCAAGAGAUUUAAUAGACGCGCCUUCUGUGCCUUCUGCCAGGACCGCAUCUGGGGCCUCGGCCGGCAAGGCUUCAAGUGCAUCCAGUGCAAGCUGCUGGUGCACAAGAAGUGCCACAAACUUGUGCAGAAACCGUGCUCCAGCGAGCAUGUGGACCCUGUGGAGAUCAAGGACGACGCCAAUGGGGAGAGUACUUUGGGUCGAGCCUCGUCUGUUAGGUCUAGAGCAGAUCCGGAGCCGCCGCUGCCGGACACGCCGCCCGCGCCGGCGCCGGCGGUGCGCGAGGACCUGGAGCCGGGCUCGCAGCGCCAGUACUCGCUCGACGACUUCGAGCUCAUCCGGGUCAUCGGACGCGGCUCUUAUGCUAAGGUGCUGAUGGUAGAACUGAAGCGGACGAAACGCGUGUACGCGAUGAAGGUGAUCAAGAAGGCUCUCGUGACGGACGACGAGGACAUCGACUGGGUGCAGACGGAGAAGCACGUGUUCGAGACUGCGUCCAACCACCCCUUUCUAGUGGGGCUCCACUCGUGCUUCCAGACUCCUAGUAGACUGUUUUUCGUCAUUGAGUUUGUGCGCGGAGGAGAUUUAAUGUUCCACAUGCAGCGGCAACGGCGGCUGCCCGAGGAGCACGCGCGGUUCUACGCCGCGGAGAUAUCUCUAGCUCUGCAUUUCUUGCACGAGCGCGGAGUCAUCUACCGUGAUCUAAAGCUGGACAAUGUACUGCUGGAUCACGAGGGCCACAUUAAGCUCACCGAUUACGGCAUGUGCAAAGAGGGCGUCCGUCCCGGCGACACGACGUCCACCUUCUGCGGGACGCCCAACUACAUCGCGCCCGAGAUCCUCCGCGGAGAAGAGUAUGGUUUCAGCGUCGACUGGUGGGCUUUAGGAGUACUGACGUAUGAGAUGUUGGCUGGCAGGAGCCCCUUCGACAUCGCGCAGGCUGCUGACAACCCUGACCAGAACACUGAGGAUUACCUCUUCCAGGUGAUCCUAGAGAAGACGAUCCGUAUCCCGCGCUCGCUGUCCGUGAAGGCGGCGUCUGUCCUCAAGGGCUUCCUCAACAAGAGCCCCUCCGAGCGGCUCGGCUGCGGCGAGAGCGGGUUCAUGGACAUCGUGCAGCAUCCCUUCUUCAAGAGCAUCGAGUGGGAGAUGCUCGAACAGAAGCAGGUAGUCCCGCCCUUCAAGCCUCGCUUGGAAGGCGAACGGGACCUGGCCAACUUCCCGCCAGAGUUCACCGACGAGCCUGUCCACCUCACGCCCGACAACGACAACGUGAUCGCGGACAUCGACCAGUCGGAGUUCGAGGGCUUCGAGUACGUGAACCCGCUGCUCAUGUCGCUCGAGGACUGCGUGUGACACCACGCCUGCCUGCUGCACCCCUACCACGACCCCGCCAUGGCGUUCGGUUACGGCGAGUCGUCGUCGUCGGACUACGACUCGGUGUGCUCGUCGCUGCCGCCGCGCAAGCCCACGCUGCUGCAGCACAUGUUCUGUCUGCCGCUCAACUGACCCCGCCACGACUAACCGGUUACAACCAAUGACUAACCGGUUACGCAUGCGACCGGUUUGAAAUUUAUGCUGUAGAUUUUUAAUUGCUGUGGCACAUGAUGAGUCUGCCGCUCAACUGACCCUGCCACGACUAACCGGUUAUAGCCAAUGAGUAACCGGUGGCACAUGCGACCGGUUUGAAAUUUAUGCUGUUUGGUUUUUAUGCUGUAGCUCAAUUGGGUUUGCCAUGACUAACCAAUUGGUUACAAUACUGGCUGAUUUUGUAACUUCUAGCCAAAUUUUACAUAGUGACUUUUAAAGUCACUCAAAAGUCAGGUUCCUAUGCAAAGUUUGGCGAGUAACUUACAAAAUCACCCUUUUGUAGUUACAACUUAACCGGUUUUACAUACGAGUAACCGGUUUACAAUUUUAUUGUAAAUUUUCAUGCUGAUACUUGCAAUUUUAAAGAAUUUUAUUUCAAAAUUGUCCAAAUGAAGGCACAAGUUUAGUUGGUACUACAUACAAGUCGUGCAAUGAAUCUUUAGGACUGGGAUAGCAUGCUUCCGUUUACAUUAGAUGAUAAAUCGUGGCAAUUUGUAUUUACAAUAAGUGAUUGUUUUGUACUUAAAAUAAAAUAACAAAAUUAUUAACCGGUUGGGAACCAUGAUGAAAAGGAAACUUUGAAGUAAAUCAUUGGCGAGUAACGGGUAAAAAUUAAAAUUAUGUAUAAAUGUUAAGACAAGCUAGUGACAAUGAUAUUAAAAAUUAUACAAAAGUGCGGCAACGCUUUUUUUAACUAAGAACUUGGAAACGACUAUGCAUUUAGAAUACUAAAGGGUAAAUGGCAGUAAAACGUAGGUAUCAGGGCCGAAACGUUUGACACAUUUCGUACGACGGCUGAUCCUUGAUCCGUCGUGCUUCCUAUAGAAAACGGAGCGUUUGAGGCCCCGGCCCGGUCUAGAAUGGGUCACCCUUUAGGGAGUAAGUCUUGUAGCAAACAAAGGCUUGCCUUGUUAUAAAAUACGGUUCGAAUGUACGGUCAAUUGUAAAACAUGAUAAGCGACGUCUCUUCAAGUCUAAAUCACUGGCUGUUACAGACUGAAGUGAAAGAAACUUAACGAUUUCUGAAUUUAUCUAAAAUUAUUUAAAAAUGUAAAUCCGUAGUUUAGAUAUUACUUGUGUUAUUUGAUUACUUCAGAAUGUAAGAUACUUUUUUGCGGUUCCGGAGACUAUAAAUAUAAAGUGUUUACAUAAGCACUUAGCUCCAAAAACGUUAAAUGUAAAUGUCUGAAUAACCUGAAGUGCGUCUAAUUUUUGGAGCUAACUGUACAAAUGUAAAUAAACGUAGUAAACAGAUCUGAAUAUAUUCUUCUCUUCGAAAGGAAUUGAUGGGAGUUGACACAGACACUGUUCUGGUGGUUGGUGCUCGCAGUCCUUGUCUGUAACUAGGUAACCCUUCAGAAUUCAGUAGAUUACCACAGGAUUCACACUGACUUAGGAUUCACUUAUGUGUGCGUAAUUUACUUUCUGUUCUAUGCAUCUCGCUCGUACUGGUAUAUUAGUGCGGACGAGACAUGCACGGUGUAGAAAUGUGUAGUUAAAAUCUUUCGGUUCCCUACUGUUACACCGUGUAUAGAAAGUUACGCAGAUGAUAAUGAAUAUAUCAGUGUCAAAUUGGCGGUGAUGCUAUAGGUAGGCAGCAAGUGGCGUCACACAGUUUUCCUAUUAUAUUAUAAUAAAUCUUAGAUCACUUCGAAUUAAGCCCGAAGCCACUUCGGACUGAAAAGCGCUUCUUAUGUAAAUAAAAUUAUCUCUAUGUAUUAUACAAAACAUAUAAAUAACUAUAAAUAUUUUUGAAAGUAUUCUAAUGUCUUCGCGUUCGCGAACACCGAGCUACAUCGCAGUGUCUACCAUCUAAAUAUGUUUCUGGAGCAAUAAUAUAAUUGUAGUCAUAUAUCUAUAUGGGGACAGGUGAUGCUCAACGUAUGGCACGUAAGGAAUUAAAAGUAGAUAAAAAUAUCGCCCUUUGAAUGCAGGCGCGUAUUUUAGCCCUUCUCCAAUAUUAGUGUUUUCCCUAGAUGCCUAGUUUAAGCUAGAGUCUUGCUACGAUUGUUUGCGAGGAGUCUCGCGUGGCGUACUGUGUUAGGACUGUAUAGAAACCCUUGUAACACCUCUCAGAGAACAAAUCGAAUAUAAAUGUCUAUAUGAGUGUAAGGAAUAAGCUACCAGUAGGCGAGCCGAGUGUACAUAAGUCACGCUUUAUUCCUAUUAUAUUGUAAAUUAAUGUAUCCAUUCCCUACCGUAGGUCCCGUUGUCGUUCAUAGCUAACACCACUCGUUUAGGUAGCCAACGAAUUUUAUAAAAUAUUAUAUAUGUAAUUAUAAAUAUUGAGCACUGAUACAAACUCGUGUACAUUGACAAAAUAAAAAUAUUAAAAAAUAUAAUCGGUUAUAAAAAUAUUAUAACAAAUUAUUGUUAAAGUAGAAGGAAAGACUUAUUAUAUAAUGAUAUGGUUACUUAUAUGGGGGCGUAUGCCGGUGUCCACGGACUAUUCUAAAUAACGUAGGAUCUAUUAGACAUUUUGCACCGAUAUUCUAGUGAUCACGCUCUUGGCUCGGCGACUAACCUUACUGAUUAGAAUGCCGGUAUCAUAAUUUUUCCUAACCCCUAAACUAAAGUGUUACACCAAGAAACAUAUGGCGUACCCUACAACAACCGAUCUUGCCUGAUUCCCAUAAAGAGUCACAUAAAAUAAAUAAAUCCAUACACAGUUUCCAAAGAUAUGUAAUAAAUUAUGACGUGAGCCAAAUAUUUUUCGGUGUAAUAAUAAGGUACCUUUUAAACGUAGAGUAAAUUAUAUUUUAUCUGCAUUCCAUUUCUUCUAAUAAGUGUUGCCACUGCCGCCCCGAAUAUUAAACUUUUUACUUUGAUUUUACUCUUCGCGACGGUACGAGUAGCAAAGUUCUUUAUAAUGUCGAACUUUAAUUACAAUAACAAAAAAGAUUUCGUCAAUCCCGUCAUAGUACCUCUGAAUGUUUCAUAAUGUGUAAUUAAUUAUUCAUGUACAUAAUAUAAAAAAUGUUAUUGUGUAAUCACAUGGGGAUAUACUUUGUGGCUCGUAUUUUCGCGAGUAAGAUUUCUACUCAAAAAUAUACUAAACGAAUUAAGUAUGCAAAAAAGGAUUAUGUAUGUACUAUAAUAUACAUGGUCAGAUAGUUUAAGAGACAAAAAGAAAGUUUUCUUCUUUAAUUUACGUCACAUGAUAAGUUUCUACACGAAUAUUACUAAGUGGCAUCUGGCUGCUAUCGUUACCUAUGUUGUCGUUGGUAUGGAAGGAUUUUAUAUUUCAAGUUUCAUUUCUUAUAAAAAUAUAUAUGAAGCUGCAUGAAUGAGGUAUUAAUUCAGUGUAAUUUGAAACAGCUGCCGGACUGUCCUGAGCUUGAUGUUGGCAGACAAGUGUGCCGUGAUUUGUGCGUUGUCGCUUGUUGGUAGGCACGUUGUGUUAUUCGUUGCUUUUCAUAUUGUACUAAGAUAUACAAACCAAUGAUUAUUAACCGGUUAACUUUAAUAACCGGUUUUUCCAUUAUUUACAUUUUAGCAUGUGUUGCGUGACGGGCGCGUUACGCUGUCGAACCCGCGCGGGGUUUUGUAUUAUUUUAAGUAUUUAAUUAUUAUUAAGCUGUAUUUUGGUACUAUUAACUCUAUAUUAAGCGUAAUUAGUUAACAUUCCAAUGUCUGACUUUAUAUUGUUUGUGCGACAUGGUGAUACAUGGAUAAAGUUCCAAAUUGUCUUUUUAUACCGUUUAAUAGGUUCUAAUAAAAUGUUGAGAUUAUUGUAUACCUUAUUAGAACUUUGUUGUACGUUCGUUUAAUCAAUUAAGUUUGAAAUGUAUCUAAAUAUUCGUGUAUCAUACUAACCGCAUGAGAAAUGACAUUUAAAUCACUGUUAAUUAUAAAAGGAAUUGUUGAACACUUUAUUGAUAUGUUAAAGUCGCCGUUUAGAACAAAUUAUGUAUCUUAGUUUUAAGUUUUUUAGUUGUAUGUUGAUACAUCCGAUGUAUGGAGCUUUAUGUAGUAUGGUUUACAUAUUGGAUGUGUGUACGAACACCGAGCGCGUGACGAGUCUCUGUCGACUUAGACUGGAUACCUAACUUGGGAUACUGUACUAUUCUGUGCUUAAUUGAAAAUAAAGAAAGAUUAAUCUGA